Messenger RNA from Cryptomeria japonica (Japanese cedar), 2443 nucleotides. RefSeq names its product DNA (cytosine-5)-methyltransferase DRM2. The record is from RefSeq and is a predicted model, not a curated record. The transcript has 8 exons. NCBI's taxonomy places the organism in Eukaryota, Viridiplantae, Streptophyta, Pinopsida, Cupressales, Cupressaceae. Bases 293 to 2185 code for a protein of 630 amino acids. Gene Ontology annotation, cellular component: nucleus. Gene Ontology annotation, molecular function: methyltransferase activity.
AUAUUCUCAAUAAACUUUCAAUCUUGUUAUAUUCAUCAUCUAAGUUUUAUGAUAUUUUUAAUGAAUGAUUUAUUUUGUCUGUAAUCGAUUGGAUGCCUCAAAUUGGACCAAACUGACUUGCCCAACACUAAAUUUUUUUUCGGACAGCUGCUUCUCCCACAAAUAAACCCAUCGACUGACCAGCUAAAAUAUCUGAAUUAUUAUCAGAGUUUAAUUUCAAAAUUUCUGAUCAUAGACGAUUAAUACUACAUAAGAUCUGAUAAUUUCGAGAUAGCACAACGUGUACAAGAAAAUGAACAUGAACGUGAAUGUGAAAUUGAAUUUUGCCAUGACCACUAACGUGGCGAAAAAUAGCCGCAAGACGUAUUCCUCAGGAAAUCUAGUGGAAUACGAAGAAAGUGAUACGGAGGAAGCUCUGAAGAAAAAUGCUGGCCAACCCAUCAAAUUAUCAGGAGAUCAAGAUAAUGGCAAAAAAAUUUCAGAAGAAUUGGAAGAAUGUGCUUCUACUAUUAUAUGGCAGGACUUUUCUCACAACGCAUGUGAGGGAAGCUCAUCAAACGCAUCAUGGAGCUCCAUCAAAAGAUGGUUUGUAGAUAUGGGAUGUUCUUCCACCAUAGUUGAUAAGGCUAUUGAUAUAUAUGGAACGAAGAAUGAGGAUGACAUAUUAGAAUAUGUAUUAGCUUGUCAAGCUGCUGAUUAUUCAUCAGAUUCGAGUCACCAAGAUUCUUUCACUGAUUUAGAGAGAUUGGAGUGGGAGGACACGUAUAACUUUGGAGAGAAUGAAGUGAAAAGCCAGCCGCAGUUCUCUGAAUUUGCACAUCUAAAGGAGGCUCAACCAGAAGAUUUUAAGGCAGAUAUUAUCAUGGCCCAACUGAUGGAAAUGGGGUAUUCUGAAAAUGAAAUCUCUGCAGCCAUUCAAAUAAAUGGGGUUCAUACUCAUAUACAUGAGUUGGUAGAUUUUAUUCAUGCUUAUAUGCAGGAGACAGAAAUUGGCAAGAAUGUGGUAAAUGUAGUUCUUGAAAAUUACAAAGACAAGGGAAAGAAGAAACAAAAUGGAGAGGUAUGCAGGAGUAAAUUUCGUAAAAGAAAGAAGGAAGAUAUUAUCAUAAGUAGCAUGGAAACUGACUCCACUUUAGUCCAUAAGAGGUUAAUGGGCUUUGGAGUUCCUGGAUUUCCUGCAAAAGGCCGUUCCAAGCAAUUGAAGGAGUUUAUGCAAGGGCCUCCAUUCUUCUAUUUUGAAAAUGUUGCCAUUGCACCAAAGGAUGUUUGGAAGACAGUAUCUCGACAUUUUGAUGGUGUAGAGGUGGAGUUUGUCGACUCCAAAUACUUUUCAGCUUCAAAGAGACCAAGAGGCUAUGUGCACAACCUUCCAAUAGAAGGGAGGUCUCAACUCUUGCCUCUGCCUCCUAUGACUAUUGAUGAAGCAUUUCCUCAAACAAAGAAGUAUUGGCCUUCCUGGGAUCAUAGGGAAAAACUGAAUUGCAUAUGCGGCUCACGGGCCAGUGAUGUACAAUGCCAGGAACUCAGGUCGAUAAUUAAAAGAUCUCAUGGCAAACCAUCUUUGAGUGAGCAGGCAUACAUACUUCACCUGUGCAAGAAGAACAACUUGAUAUGGGUGGGGCCAGAUCAGAUGGCCCCUCUGGAGCCUCAUGAGAUAGAGCUUGUACUGGGAUUUGGAAAAGAUCACACCCGGGGAGUGUCAUCUAUGACAGAGCGUCUUCAGUGUUUGGGAAAUGCAUUCCAAAUUGACACAGUAGCGUACCAUUUGUCUGUGUUGAAACCAUUUUAUCCCAGUGGCAUUAAAGUCCUCUCUUUGUUUUCUGGUAUAGGUGGAGCAGAGGUUGCUUUGCAUCGAAUAGGGAUAAGUUUAAAAUGCGUUGUGUCUGUAGAAAUAUGUCCAAAGAACAGGCUUACACUGAGUUCCUGGUGGAAGAAAACACAACAAACAGGCACAUUGAUUGAAAAGGAAGACGUGCAAGACUUGACCAGAGAAGUACUUGAGGAAGUUAUUGAUAGAGUUGGAGGUUUUGAUCUCAUUGUUGGUGGUAGUCCCUGCAACAACCUUUCUGGCAACAACAGAGUUAGCAGGAAUGGCCUGGAGGGGAAACAGUCUUCCAUUUUUUAUGAGUUCCCUCGGAUUUUGAAUGAGAUCAGGCAAAUAAUGCACUCCAAACCUCUCUUUUAGAAUUUGAUCUAUCUCUAUAGGGCCAUGUGCAUUUUCAACUGAUUUAAACGGCAUUGGUGUGAGGUCUGUGAAUCAUCUUGAUUCAUCUACUUUGACUCUUUCUUCCAUAUAAAAGACUCUCUAUAAAAAAUGAUUUGAUUUUUCUAUCGGGAUGCUCCAUCUCUGAUGUGGGGAUGUCUAAUAUUUUGUGUACAUAUUGAUUCUACAAUGGCAUCCCAUUGAUCACUAGUAAAAGUUUUCUGUUAAAUUUGUUUUCUA